This is a messenger RNA of Closterium sp. Naga37s-1, 1096 nucleotides long. The record is from the annotation of a GenBank genome assembly. Lineage: Eukaryota; Viridiplantae; Streptophyta; Zygnematophyceae; Desmidiales; Closteriaceae.
AUGGGAUCUCGUAGGCACGGGUGCUUCGCUGCGCUCGUGGCUCGCAUCCUCAGUAUGCUCUCGUGCACUCCCACCUUCCUAGACUCCAAACCUCGAAACUGCUGCCAUCCUGCUCCCUCUCUCCUUAUUUCCUCUCCUCCCCCUCUCCCCCUCCCCCUCUCCCCCCACUCCCCCUGCGCGCCAGCGUACCCGUGUGCCGGCACGUGGUGUGCCAUGGACGACCCCAACUCCUCGUGCGUGAAGCAGGACGGCCUGGCUACGUGCGUCUGCAAAUGGGGCUUCGCCAUGACGCCCGACCGCGGCUGCGUCGACACAUGCACGCUUAAGGCCUGUGUGGACGGCACGUGCAGCAAGGACGGAGACGGGUUGGCCGUCUGUUCCUGUGACGCCGCGGCUGGCUUCAAGCUGCAGCUUGACGGCAGGACGUGCAAGGACGUGUGCGUCAUCGAGGGCUGUGAGGCCAAAGACGCCAAUUCCAAGUGUGUGAGGAAUCUGGACGUGGCCCACUGUGAAUGCAAGACCAAGUUCGAGCUGUUCCAGGGCGUGUGCACUGGUAUGCUUCCUCGACUCACUCCGUCUGUGCCUCGCUCUGUCUCUCUGCGUGCAUCUGCGUGUCUCCUUUUCGUUUUGUCCACGUUUCUCUGCUCUCUCAAACUGCAUUUUGCUGACUCCGCUCCAACCCUCCUUCCACAUCCCCUCCGCCCCUCCGCCCCUGCCCUCCCAGACACGUGUGUGGUGAAGGACUGUGAGAGUGGUGGUGGCACGUGCACCCAGGACGCCGACGGAGUGGCGACCUGCCAUUGUGACGCCGAAGCUGGCUUCGUGCUGCUGGCUGAUGGGAGGACGUGCAAAGACACGUGCGAGGUGAAGGCGUGUGUGGAUGGCACGUGCAGCCAGGACGCCGACGGAACGGCAUCCUGCCAUUGUGAUGCCGACGCUGGCUUGGUUCUCCUGGAGGACGGCAGGACGUGCAAAGAUGUGUGCAUCAUCAAGGACUGUGAAGGCACUGAUGCCAAUUCCACGUGUGUCAAGAAUGGCAUCGAUGCAACCUGUGUCUGCAAGACUGGGUUCAAGCUGUUUGAGGGCAAAUGCAUUG